Sebastes umbrosus (honeycomb rockfish) is the source of this 1845-nucleotide messenger RNA. It is a transcript of the gene nusap1, whose product is annotated as nucleolar and spindle associated protein 1. Gene Ontology annotation, cellular component: mitotic spindle; nucleolus; microtubule. Gene Ontology annotation, biological process: establishment of mitotic spindle localization; mitotic cytokinesis; mitotic chromosome condensation. The record is from RefSeq and is a predicted model, not a curated record. The coding region runs from base 114 to 1517 and encodes 467 amino acids. Gene Ontology annotation, molecular function: microtubule binding. NCBI's taxonomy places the organism in Eukaryota, Metazoa, Chordata, Actinopteri, Perciformes, Sebastidae. The transcript is spliced from 12 exons.
UUGAAUCGGAGGAGCUUUUUAACCGUCAGCAGCCACAUCCCACUUAGUCGGUGCAUGAGAAAGCUAACGUUUUGAUUUCUUCUCACUAAAACGGAAUAAACUAUCACACCAACAUGGAUUUGGACUCCAUGAAAUAUGCGGAAUUGAGAAGCAUCGCUAAGGAGCUCGGGCUUAAAGCGAAUAUGAAGGCCGAUAAACUCCUGAAACUGAUCAAGCAGCAUUAUCAACAAGAGAAGGACAAAGAGGAGGAAGGACAGGGACAAGAGAAGGAGGUUACUGCUGUUCAAGAAGACGAACCUGUGACACAACAAGACAGUGCUCAGGAAAAUGAAGACGUAUCUCGCAAGGAAGAAGUUUCCAGCCCCGCUGUGUUUGUGAACACACGUCGGGGCAGAGGAAACGGUACCAAGAGAAAGAUCUCUGAUACUGCAGCAGUGACUGAGUGUGAUGCUCCUCCAAGUGCUGCAGAGGGUGACACUGAAGUGCCUGCAUCUAGGGGUGCUAAGAAGAGGAAAGUAUCCUCUGACAAAAGUGAAGCUGAGCCUCCUAAAGCGCCCCAGGCCACUGACAGUGAGCAGCAGCAGCCUGACAUAAAGGAUGAAGCACCUGUGCAUGGUGAUACAGAAAAAGCACCCAUGGUGGCCAAGGCCGGUAAAAUCCCUCGACUCCAGCAGAAGAACAAGCCAGUGUUGAAGCCUAUCACUCCGAACUUUAAAAAACUCCACGAGGCACAUUUUAACAAGAUGGAGUCGAUUGACUCCUACGUCCAACGAAAGACCAAGCAGAUGGACACUUUCAGAAGUUCAGUUAAAGAACUGAAGAAGCUUUCGGACAAAACUAAACUGAAGCAAGUUGAUGGCAAAACUCAAGUGAAGGCGAAUAAGAGUCGUGCUUCCAUGUUCAGCCCCGUCCUGUUUAACAAGAGACCAGCUGAGGACAGACGCACACUGCUCUCGGCCAGUAAAGCUCCUCCAAAUAAACCUGCUGGGAAGGAAGUGGCUCCGUUCAGACCGAAUGUCCUUUCCACUCGCAGGAUCAAUGUUCGCUUCUCAGAAGCGACUCAUGACAAUGAGAAUAAGAGGUCUAUGGUGAAGACGCCGGCGCGCAUGUCGCUCUGUGUGGCCUCGAGCACCCCACAGAAAAAGGCCGCCGAGGGAGCAAAGCCCAAAAAUGUCAAAACUUCGACUUUCUCUGCCACUAAAACUCCAGGAGCGUUUCUUUUCACCGGAAACACAAGUACUUCAACAACCCCCGGGACACAGAAGAAGUCAGGCUUUGAUCUGCAGGCGAGUCUGUCUCGUCCCCUCUCCUACAAGCCUCAUGCAGGUAAACUGAAGGUGUUUGGAGAAAACGAAAACACGGAAGGAAACAAGUCGCUGAUCUCAAACCCUCAUCAGAAGAAUUACAAACAGCACCAAGUCCAGACAAGGGGCGACAGGAGAGUAAAACACGCAGAGGGCCGGAAGCAGAAGAAAGAGAGCAUGCUCGGGGCAAGACGAGGCCUCGUCAUGACGUAAAACUAUCGUGCUUGUUUGUUGACGUUUUGUACAGCCUGUUUUUCCAGUGUAAAUAUUUAUUCGUAUAUAACGGACUCUUUCAUUUCUGAAGCCUCUUUUAGUCUCCUGUUAGGAACAUUUUCUGCUUCUAUCCUACCUACUGUGCAGUGUUUUUGAAUUUGACUUAUGGCGUAGUUUUAACACCUUGCAGCUCUGAAUGAUCCUUUUAUGUGUAGAGAAUCACUAUCCUGUUUUGCUGCAUUUGAAACUGAUAAUUUUGUUCUUAAAAACUGAUGCGUUGUUUUUACCUUUUUCGGAAAGACUGAUAAAAAGACAUUGAUACAAAAAA